GACGCGUAGAGCAGCGUGCAGGGAGACAGGCAGGCAGGCAGGCAGACAGACAGACAGACAGACAGACAGGCGGCGGAGUUGGUACGAACAUCUUCGACUUCUCAAACCAAAAACACCCCGACUGCUCCUCAGCUACGCUGCUCCACAGAAAUGCCCCGGAGUCGUCGCUGCUCUUUGGAGAGGGGACUCGCGUUGGAUUUAGCGUCCGAUCACUCCGGACAAAGAUGCCUAAGCGUGAAGUAAACAGCGUAGGAGAAAGUGUGCCUUGUUUUGAGCCGAACGGGUCGUGUGCCCCAACAUAAAACUCGGAGCGCAUCAAGGCCAGUAGCAGCCUGUGGUGAUAGUUAGCUAGUCGGCUAACGCUAGCCUGCUAACGUUACAGGUGUUUAGGCAGCAAAUAACCAAACAUAACUCGUAUCUGCAGUUAGCUGGCAGCACGCUGAGCCCACGUGUCGCGACUCAACACUGAACUCGGCGUGCGUGUUAAAAGCUUUUCAGCAAACGCCAAGUAGCAGGUAUGACACUUAGCAACCUUGUUGUUAGCCGCUAGCUUUUUAGUUAGCCGCUGUCCCGUGUUUACAGCCGCAGCUAGGCUAGCCUCACUAGCCACCGAGCUAGCGAGUUAACUUUGCAGCUACAUGUGCUUAUUUUGCGUUGUAGCUCAUUAUUCUCCGUUUGACUCGGCUGCGCACCUCCAGUGCGGUUUAGCGAGACUCUUCAUAUUUGCAAGCGAGACGGUUUGACUCUUUUUUUCCGCCGUGCCUGCCCUGGACUGACCCACCCACAAGGACUAUCUACCCGGGGCCGAUGCUGACAGUUCAGCCCGGACCACGGCAACGCCAGGAGCCGCUACAGCAAUGCAGCCCCAGCAGAUAUACGACUUUUCAAGUGACGAGAACAGUCACAAAUGGAGAGGCCUCUUCGUGCAAGCGCUGCGGAAGGUACAGAAGCAGGUCCACCCAAACCUCAUGGCGAAGGAGGAUGCCCUGCAGCACAUCGAGGAGCUGAUCCUGCAGCUGCUCAACAUGCUGUGUGUGGCCCAACCUCGCUCUGUGCAUGACGUAGAAGAACGGGUCCAGAAAACCUUUCCCCACCCAAUAGAUAAGUGGGCGAUUGCCGACGCCCAGUCAGCGAUUGAGAAACGCAAGAGGAGAAACCCUUUACUUCUGCCCGUGGAGAAGAUUCACCCUCUGCUCAGGGAGGUUUUGGGCUAUAAAGUGGACUACAAUGUUUCCCUGUACAUUGUGGCUGUGCUUGAAUACAUAUCAGCAGACAUUCUGAAACUGGCGGGAAACUACGUUGGCAACAUUCGGCACUAUGAAAUCAGCCAGCAGGACAUCAAGGUGUCCAUGUGUGCAGACAAGGUGUUGAUGGACAUGUUCGACCAGGAGGAGGACAUUGGCUUGAUGUCUCAGUGCACCGAGGAGCCGUCGUCCUCCGGGGAGUUCACGUACGACGACCUGGUGAGGCUCGAAAUCGCGGAGGAGCGGCAAUACCUGCGAGAGCUCGACCUCAUCAUCAAAGUGUUCCGCCAGCACUUCCUCUCCAACCCCAAAAUCUUCACGCCUCAGGAUGUGGAGGUGAUCUUCAGCAACAUCCUGGACAUCCACGAGCUCACGGUGAAGCUGCUCGGACUGAUCGAGGACGCCGUGGAGAUGACUGCGGAUGGCAGCCCUCAUCCACUGGUGGGGAGCUGCUUCGAGGAUCUAGCAGAGGAGCAGGCUUUUGACCCCUACGAGACCUUGUCUCAGGAUAUCCUCAGUAAGGAUUUCCACGAGCACUUCAACAACCUGAUGGCACGGUCAACCGCCGGCCUCUACUUCCAGUCAGUUGCAGAUGGGUUCAAAGAGGCAGUCCAGUAUGUCCUUCCACAGCUGAUGAUGGUCCCAGUAUACCACUGCAUGCACUACUUUGAGCUGCUACAGCAACUUCAGGAGCGCAGUCAAGACCAAGAUGACCGCGAAUGUCUGAAACAGGCGAUCACAGCGCUGCUAAAUCUCCAAUGUAGCGUGGAGCGCAUAUAUGCCAAGCACCAGCCUCGCCGCAAACCCGGGGAGCCCAUGUACCGCCUGUACAGCAGGCAGGUCCGUAGCAAACAGCUCGCCAUCAAACGCAUGAACGAGAUUCAGAAGAGCAUCGACGGCUGGGAGGGGAAAGACAUCGGUCAGUGCUGCAGCGAGUUCAUCCUGGAGGGCCCACUGGUACGAGCCGGCGCCAAGCACGAGAGACACAACUUCCUGUUCGACGGCCUGAUGAUCAGCUGCAAGGCCAACCAGAGCUCACGGCUCCCGGGUUCGGGCAGCGGGGCGGAGUACCGUCUAAAGGAGAAGUUCGUGCUGAGGAAGAUCCGCAUCGUGGAUCGCGAGGACUCUGGGGAUCAGCGGCACGCCUUUGAACUCAUCGGAAAGGAUGAGAACUGUGCCGUUUUCUGCGCACGGACGGCGGAGGACAAGGCGGCGUGGAUGGCGGGGCUGGUGACUCUGCAGUACCGCUCCACUUUGGAUCGCAUGUUGGACACGGUGCUGCAGCACGAGGAGCAGGCGCAUCCUUUAAGACUGCCCUCGCCCGAGGUUUACCGCUUUGCCGUGCAGGACUCUGAGGAGAAUAUUGUGUUUGAGGACAAAGUGCAGAGCAAAACGGGCAUCCCCAUCAUUAAGGCCGGCACAGUGGUCAAGCUUAUAGAGAGACUCACUUACCAUAUGUAUGCUGAUCCUAACUUUGUGCGCACGUUUCUUACAACAUACCGAUCAUUCUGCAAACCACAGGAGCUUCUCGCUCUGCUGAUAGACAGGAUUGAAAUCCCUGAGCCAGAGCCGACUGAGGAGGACCGCCAGGCUCUCUGGAACGGUGACCAGCCAAUGGCGGCCGAGCUCCAGAGAUUUCGCAAGGAGUACGUGCAGCCAGUCCAACUCAGGGUACUCAACGUUUUCCGUCAGUGGGUCGAACAUCAUUUCUACGACUUUGAGAACGAUCCAGAGCUGAGAAGCCGAUUGGAGGAGUACAUCUCCACCAAGAUUCAGCUUAGAGGCAAGUCCAUGAGAAAGUGGGUUGAGUCAAUCAAUAAGAUCAUCAGGAGGAAGCUGCAGACGCAGUCAAAUGGCGUUAGCCACAACAUCACCUUCGAGAGCCCGCCUCCUCCCAUCGAGUGGCACAUCUGCAGAGUGGGUCACGUGGACACGUUUGACCUCAUGACCCUUCAUCCCAUAGAGAUCGCCCGGCAGCUGACUCUGCUCGAAUCUGAGCUUUACAGAGCCGUCCGGCCGUCGGAGCUGGUCGGCAGCGUCUGGACCAAAGAGGACAAAGAGAAGAACUCGCCGAACCUGCUGCGCAUGAUCCGCCACACCACCAACCUCACACUGUGGUUUGAGAAGUGCAUCGUAGAGACGAUGAACCUGGAAGAGAGGGUCGCCGUGUUAUCGCGGGUCAUUGAGAUUCUGCAGGUUUUCCAGGAGCUCAACAACUUUAACGGGGUCCUGGAGGUGGUCAGUGCCAUCAACUCCGUCCCAGUCUACAGGCUGGACCACACCUUUGAGGCAAUACCAGAGAGGAAAAGGAAAAUCCUGGAAGAGGCUGUGGAACUGAGCCAGGACCACUUUAAGAAAUACUUGCUUAAACUCAAGUCCAUAAACCCACCCUGUGUGCCUUUUUUUGGUAUAUAUUUAACCAACAUCCUGAAGACUGAGGAGGGCAACCCAGACUUCCUCAAACGUCACGGCAAGGAGCUGAUCAAUUUCAGCAAGAGGAGGAAAGUGGCUGAAAUCACAGGAGAGAUCCAGCAGUAUCAGAACCAGCCCUACUGUCUGAAGGUGGAGCACGACAUCAGGAGGUUCUUUGAGAACCUGAACCCGAUGGGCAACAGGAGCGAGAAGGAGUUUUCCGACUACCUGUUCAAAAUGUCUCUGGAUAUUGAGCCACGGAAUUGCAGGCAGGCUCCUCGAUUUCCCAGGAAGACCAUCUACCCACUGAAAUCCCCCGGGAUCCGGCCCGUGCGAACGUCUACCUCCGGCACCCUGAAGUGCCACCCCGUCGCCUUGGAGAGGGAGCCCCCGCAUAAGAUCACCUUCCGCAGCAUCGCCGAGACGGAGCCGGAGAUGCCGGCGUCGGCCUCGGUGCCCACCUCCCCGAACACGCCGACCCCCCCACAGUCGGCCUCCUCCGACCUCAGCUCGGUCUUCAUGGAUCACGACCUCAGCAGCUCGUAUGGCGGUAGCAACUCCAUAUUUGCUCCUGUCCUUCUUCCGCCUUCAAAGUUCCAGUCUGCGUCUUGUGGCAGCCUCCAUCAGCUCGGGGAGGAGCAGCAGAGGCCUCCACCUCUGCCGCCGCGAAGGAAGGACGCCAUGUCUGAAGCCAAACUGAGCUCCAGGUCCGACAGCCCCCCCGCCAUCCCGCCCCGGCUGCCCCCCCAUCUGCCGAGGAACCAACCUCGACCGCUGGUCUACAACGGCCCCCCAAUGGACGGCCCCCUGCCCAGCCCUCCCCCUCCUCCUCCGCCGCCCCGCGACCCUCUGCCCGACACGCCUCCCCCGGUGCCCCAGCGGCCCCCCGAGAUCUUCAUCAACUACCCCCUCAACAUGCAGCCUUCCCCCGUGGGCCGAUACCACUGGGACUUCAGUUCCCCCAGCUCGCCCAACACCCCGCCCAGCACGCCGUCGCCCCGCAUCCCCCGGCGGAGCUGCCCGCUCAGCGCCAGCCAGAACAGCCUCUACCCGCUUCCUGUCUCCUUCAUCGCCCCGCCUGUCCCCCCACGCCACAACUGCAGCCCCCAACUCCCCAAACUCCCUCCAAAGACAUACAAAAGGGAGAUGCUGCUGCAGCCGCCGGCGCUCCAAGGCCUCUCAUUGGUGGAGAACACCGACGGCAGCCAGUGAGUCUGCGUUGUUUUUGUGUGUUUGAAAUGCAAACACAGUGGACUACGACACAGUGGACUGCAAGCUACUGAUCAGGAAGAAGAACUCUGCUCCACACGCUCGUUACUGCACCCGCAUCCACCAGUCCCCGCUGUGCCUCUCAGGGGAUCAGUAGCUCCGCCUUCAUCAUGAACCCUCUGUGCCAAUGAGAAACCCUCACCGGUGUGCCAGCUAAUAAACAACAAGGAGUGGAGUGUUUGUUUGUUUUUGUCUCUAUGGAGCGGGACUGUUUUGCCUGAUAAAGGUUCUCACAACUUACACUUAACCCCACGUCCCACUCUUCUCUGUCUGCGUGUGUGUGUGUGCGUGUGGAGGGGGUUUGGGGGUGGCUUUGACUUUGUAGCGUCAAACGUCAUGCUUUGUUUCUUUGGGCAUUGACGUGAUCCGGAGUCGUGCUGCAGCUCACAGAUUUACGGCCCCUCUCCCCCGUGACCCACCUGGACGUGGUGGCUGUGAGCAGCAAACAUUUCCAUUGAUACGUUUUUCCUACAAACUGAUAAACAGUUGCCAAAGUCUUAUUUUAUGCAGGGGGAAAAGGGAUUUUUUUUUUUUAAACAAAUGUGACAUUAAAAGAAGCUCAUGGCGGAGGCCCCCCCCCCCCCCCCCCCCCCCCC
This is a messenger RNA of Pungitius pungitius (ninespine stickleback), 5521 nucleotides long. RefSeq names its product son of sevenless homolog 2 (Drosophila) (gene sos2). Gene Ontology annotation, biological process: positive regulation of GTPase activity; Ras protein signal transduction. Gene Ontology annotation, cellular component: plasma membrane. Gene Ontology annotation, molecular function: protein heterodimerization activity; guanyl-nucleotide exchange factor activity. Bases 858 to 4868 code for a protein of 1336 amino acids. The record is from RefSeq and is a predicted model, not a curated record. Lineage: Eukaryota; Metazoa; Chordata; Actinopteri; Perciformes; Gasterosteidae. The transcript has 23 exons.